AUGAAAAGUUUUAAGAAAAAAAAUAAUUUGAGGAGAAAGAGGGUUUUCCCAGUUUUUACUAAAAUUCUUUUAGUCUCUUUUUUAGUAUGGGUUUUUAAGUGCUCUAAUAAUUGCAAUAAUAGAAACGGAUCAGAUGACUCUUUCGAUAUAAGAAAUAAGAGAACUUUAGCACAGAGACAACAUGAACACCAUCACCAUCAUCAUCAUCAACAUCAACACCAACACCAAGCUCCACAUCAACCACACCACCAUCACCAUCAUGGAGCAGUAAGUCACCAACCACCACAUGUUCAUCAACAACAUCAACAAAAUCAACAAGUAUAUGGUCAAGACCAAGCCCACCAUCACCACCACCACCAUCAUCAUCAAUUACAACCUCAACAAUACCAAGGACCAAUUCAAAAUCCUCCUAGUAAUGAACCAGUAGUAAGAACACAAGUAUUCAGGGAAGCAAGACCAGGUGGUGGUUUUAAAACAUAUGAAGAAAAAUACGAAUCAAAACACUAUAAAUUAAAAGAAAAUGUUGUCGAUGGUAAAAAAGAUUGUGAUGAAAAAUACGAAGCUGCCAAUUAUGCUUUCACUGAAGAAUGCCCAUACACAGUAAAUGAUUAUAGCCAAGAGAAUGGUCCAAAUAUAUUUGCUUUAAGAAGAAGAUUCCCUCUUGGAAUUAAAGAUGAAGAAGAAGAGGGUAAAACACCAUUAGCAUUAAAAGAUAAAUUACCAGGUGGUUUAAGUGAAUACGAAAACCAAGUAGAGGGAAUAUGUAAUAAUGACUCAUGUACCUCGUGUGGACCUACAGCUAUAGAUUAUGCACCAGCAUCUUCACCAAAUACUUCUUAUGUAUCAAGUAGCUAUCCUUAUGGAGGAGAUGUAUCUGGUGUAAAUCAAGGAGUACCACAACCCCAAAGUGGAUUACAACAUACUCCAUCACAUAUUCCAGGAACUCCAUACACUAGUUCUCACAAUAAAUUAAGAGGACACGAUAAUAAAGGAAGUUCAUCAUCUUAUGGGUACCAAUCUCCAUAUAAUACAGGAUUAAAUGUUGCUGAUGGAAGUAGUAAUAUGCAAACUUAUGUUUCUCCCAAUAACUCAGGCUAUUCAUCUCCAUACCAAGUUCCACAGGGUUCAGGAUACGGUUCAAGAUAUAGUUCAUACGGUUCCGUAAAUAAAUAUGGAAAAAGCGGUGAUCACAGAUACGAUUCCCUAAAAAAUAAUGAAUUUAAUUACGAUGAAGAAAAAGGAGAAAAAAAGAAAAAAUCAAAAAAAAAUAAAAACAAAGAUGGAGAAAAGAAAAAGUCAAAGAAAAACAAAGACAAAGAUGGAGAAAAGAAAAAAUCAAAAAAAAACAAAGACAGUGACACAGAAAGCAUAAAAUCAAAAAAAUACAAAGACAGUGACACAGAAAGCAUAAAAUCAAAAAAAAGUAAUGCAGAAAAGGAAGAAAAUAAGUAUGAAAAAAUAACCGAUAAUUCCUAUUCAGGUUUAUCAAGUACUAAUGAAAAAAAAGGUAAUGAAUCAAAAAGCACCCUUGGAGAAUAUAAGAAGCCAGAUUUUAGUUCAUCUCAAAAUAAAUUAACAAAUGUUACAACACCAGGAUUAAACGAUACACAUAAGGGAGCAAGUACUACUGCAGGAACAACUACAGGAACAACUAAAGGACCAAGUACUACUGCAGGAGUAACUAGAGGACCAAGUACUACUGCAGGAGUAACUAAAGGACCAAGUACUACUGCAGGAGCAACUAAAGGAUCAAGUGCUAAUGCAGGAGCAACUAAAGGAUCAAGUGCUAAUGCAGGAGCAACUAAAGGAGCAAGUACUACUGUAGGAGCAACUACAGGAACAACUAAAGGAGCAAGUGCUAAUGCAGGAGCAACUAAAGGAGCAAGUACUACGGAAGAAAAAGCUAAAGAAGGAAGUACUACUGAAGAAAAAGCUAAAGAAGGAAGUACUACUGAAGAAAAAGCUAAAGAAGGAAGUGGUGCUGAAGGAACAACUAAAGGAGGAAGUACUACUGAAGGAAAAACUAAAGACGGAAAUGCUGCUGAAGGAAAACCUGCAACAGGAGGAGCUAAUACAGUACAAUAUAAAGAUGGAAAUACCCCCAAAACUCCUGCAAAUAAUUCUGAAAAAGUAAUAUCAAGAGGAGAAGCACAAUUACAAGCAGCAGGAAAGAAAAAGAAGAAAAAAGGAUGCUGUGGUUAA
Molecule: messenger RNA, 2202 nt
Organism: Plasmodium adleri (nom. inval.)
Lineage: Eukaryota; Apicomplexa; Aconoidasida; Haemosporida; Plasmodiidae
Product: knob-associated histidine-rich protein
Exons: 2
Coding region: 1-2202 (733 amino acids)
Biological process (GO): poly(A)+ mRNA export from nucleus
Cellular component (GO): nucleus
Source: RefSeq, a predicted model, not a curated record